UAGGCGAGAUUUCGCGAGAUGCUCAAAGUUUUGGAAGAUUCAUCUAUUUUGACCCAUCUGAAGUCAUAUGUGGCAAAUUCAUUGGAUUAAUCGAUUUAGUACUGGGCAGAAUUAAAAUCUGUAGAUUUAGGAGAAACGAGUAGUAAAGAAAGAUGCCUUGCUGGUAUUACGAGAAACGAGACCUACGAUAUACGCCGUCAUAUAAAGAUGGAAUCGACCCAGAAACUGAGGCCAGAUACAGGAGAGAAGGGGCUCGCUUCAUCAUUGACACAGGAACCAAGAUGGGACUGAGAUAUGAUACUUGUGCCACAGGAGUCGUGUACUUCCAUCGAUUUUAUAUGUUUCACUCCUUUAGAGAAUUUCAUCGUUAUGUGACUGGUGCUUGUUGUCUGUUCUUGGCUGGGAAGGUUGAAGAGACACCAAAGAAAUGUAAAGAUAUUAUCAAAAAUACCAAAAGUAUGUUGACGGAGGCGCAAUUUGCUGUUUUCGGAGAGGACUCCAAGGGAAAUGGUGGAGGCAAUGAAACUAAAGCUAUGGAAGAAGUGAUGACUUUAGAGAGGAUUCUUCUCCAGACAAUAAAAUUUGACCUACAAGUGGCACAUCCAUAUGCUUAUCUACUUCGGUAUGCUAAAGUCAUCAAAGGAGAUAAAGCGAAGAUUCAGAAGUUAAUACAGAUGGCUUGGACGUUUAUAAAUGAUAGUAUGUGCACCACCUUAUGUCUCCAGUGGGAGCCAGACAUCAUCUCGGUCGCACUAAUGUACCUGGCUAGUCGAUUAUCAAAGUUUGAUAUUACUGACUAUCAUGGCAAGACACCAGGUUCGAAGAUCAAAUGGUGGGAGUUCCUUGUGGAUGAUGCGACGAUGGACCUCUUGGAAGAUAUCUGCCAUCAGGUUUUAGAUCUGUACUCGGCUCCCCAGGCAAAGCGUGAGGACUCUCCACCCAUGUCGUCACGUCCACGGGUCCCACUGCCAGCUAUGCCUCCUGCUCCACAACCCAUGCCCGCUGCCGCACCUGCCAUGCCACCGGCACAGCACAAACGAUCAAGAUCUGUAACACCGCAAGAAUCUGCACCGAAAGCUAAUAACCUAAACGACCCCCAUAAAGACAGUUUGCCUAACACAAGUGCUGAGAAAGGAGACCGUAAGAAAUCUGGCAAAAGAUCUUCGAGUGCCAAAACGACCAACAUCCCUGUCCCUCCUCCUGUCGGUGUGGCAGCCGUCGAUGUCCCUCCACCAGCAUCCCUUCUUGCUGGUUCCAUGCCGCAGACUGGUAUGAGUUACAGCAGUACAUUCCAACAGUACCAAUCAGCAACCAGUAACGAGUCAUACUCUUCAAAUCCGUUCAUGCCUUCUAACAUGACAGCCAGCUCCUUCCUUUCCACGGAGGGGGCACAGUCUAUACAGACCUUGAUAGGUGGAGGCACCACUGCACAACAACAACAACAACAACAACAACAGCAACAGGCAAAGCAACAACAGGCAGCGAAACAGCAAGUGCCGUACAGUAGUGCUGCCUAUCAGCCGCCACCUCCCUCGGACUCGUAUUCCCAGGCACAGUACAACCAGCAGGUUUAUCAGCAGCAGCCAGCAUAUCAGCAAGGUUAUGGGCAACAGCAGUCGUCUCAGCAGGGUCAGGCUCAGCAGCCUGUAGCCCCAGCACAACAAGGGCAGAUGCAGACACAACAGGCAAAUUACAACUAUCAGCAGACAGCAUACCCCCAACAACAACAACAACAACAGCAACAACAGUAUGGUGUGGCAAAUCAGCAACAGUUCCCAGUUGGAACCCAACAGUACCCAGUUGCUAGUACCCAACAACAGUUCCAGGCUGCCGGUCAACAACAGUUCCCAGCUUCUGCUGCACAGACGACAAAUCCACAGCAGUUUCCAGUCACAGGGCAGCCAGGAUUCCCUCCGACAAGCCAAUCACAGUUCAGUUAUCAGAAUCAGACCUAUCCUGCCCAGAAUGUUCAGAAUCAGUACAUAGCCCCGACCAAUGCUGCUUAUCCAGCGCAGCCAGCUAGUCAACAGCCAUACACAGGUCAGACCCAAUCAUUCCCACAGAUGCCUCAGGCACCACCUCCACAAUUUCCCCCACAGCCUCCUCCACAACCAAACAGUGCACCGCCACAGCAGCAAUUUGGCCAACAGCCGUUUCAACAGCCGCCUCCGAAUUUUCCACCGAUGCCUUUCCCUGCGAGUACGCCGAGUACCCAACCACAACCACCUCCGGUUCAGCCUCUCAUGAGUGCUAAUGUCCGGCCGAGUGGCAACUCCUCGGGCAUAGCCACGAGAAUCACUGGCGCUCGGAGGAGCAGCAGGAGGUAACAAAAUGUUCACUUUUACCCUAAUGGUUUCUCAUUCGAAAGUCUUAUCUUCUAUCAGUAUUGGAUAGAAAUGGUGUCAACAUUUCAAAAGCAUAAUUUUCACUAAAAUUUAGGACCCUAGAAAAAAAACGGUUUGCAGUAUUUGAUAGGCUUGUUUAAGCUGAACGUUAUUGUGACUUGAUUGGUUAAACUUGAUGAAUUGUUGUCAUUAUCUAGACUUAGUAAGAUAAUCUGCAAAACCAUUGUUUACCAAUGUGUCCGAGGUGCGGAGGGUCCUGAUUUUAACCACACCACAAGGGCACUCGACCCUGCCAUGCCAAUCCAACGCUGUUGUGCGUAUAGACUUUCGUGCGGUAGACUUUUACAGGCAUUUACUGCCCGGAUUUUAUUUAAAUGUUUUCCCUGUCGGGGACUGGUUGCCGAACAGGGCCAAGUAGGCCACCCCUGCACUGGUAUGAAUUGUGACAUACUUGAUGUAAUACAUGUACCAUGUAAUACCUGACCCAUGCAACAGGUGGAUUUCAUAUGUGUAUCUUAUACCCUCCUCUCAAGGGCAGUGAGAGUGAGACUUGGUUCAUUUGAAGGAUAAAAUUCCUGAUUUGUAAAAUGUAAAAAACCAUAGUAUGUAGUUUUAGAAAAAGCUGUAAAAAACAUACCCUGUGAGAAAAAAAUAAUAA
Molecule: messenger RNA, 3003 nt
Organism: Lineus longissimus
Lineage: Eukaryota; Metazoa; Nemertea; Pilidiophora; Heteronemertea; Lineidae
Product: cyclin-K-like
Exons: 11
Coding region: 153-2327 (724 amino acids)
Biological process (GO): positive regulation of DNA-templated transcription, elongation; regulation of transcription by RNA polymerase II
Cellular component (GO): nucleus; cyclin/CDK positive transcription elongation factor complex
Molecular function (GO): cyclin-dependent protein serine/threonine kinase activator activity
Source: RefSeq, a predicted model, not a curated record